UUGCUCUCUUUCUAUUCAUUUGAACGUUGAUGACUUGCAGCUCUGAUUUUCCUCAUUUUGUGAAUAGAUUUUUGUUCCGAUUUGUGUGGUAACUUAAUAAGUGCUAUUAAAAAAAAAAAAAGGAAUAAUGCGCAGCAUGUUUUCGAAUCGCUACGACAAAAAACGUAAUGAGUUCUACGAUAAUUAUGAAGCAGCCAGAGAACUGCAUCCGAGUUUGCCCUUGUACGAGCGGCCAGUGGAGCCGGACGAGUUAAUGGCCUUCACUCCAUCAGGCGGCAGGCGCUUGAAGUCCUAUCGCCAGAUGGCCAAUCAUUCGCGGGAGCAGCUGCUGAGCGACUCCUGGCUGUCCAGCCAUACACUGCCCAUAGCGGUGCGCCGCAAUCUCGAGCUGAGGAUUCAAAGUCUCCUGAUGCCGAGGUACGAUCCAACGGUGGCCACCCACGAAUUUAGCCAUAAUGGGAUACCACGUCGUGGUCGUCCUCCCUCCGCCGCCACGAUGGCCAAAUUUGCUUCCAAUUUUGCCGUUCAAGUUGGCGGAAUUCCUUGUCCUAUUAACGGCCAGAAUGAGGAUGAGGAUGAGGAUGAUAGCCAGGAGACGGAUGACUCCAAGGAUUCGGAAAGAAUACGAACUCAUCGAUGUCGUGGGCUACUACGACCCGGAAUCGACACCGGAGUCAGAUGUUGUCCUCAAUUUGGCCAAGUUCGAGCCACUGCAAGAGGCGGGCAAGCGGGACUGCGUAUAUGGGAAGGCCAAUAGACGUAAGAAAAUGAUCAAGGACCAAGGCCACAAUUUGUCUAAGGAUCUGCAGCAGGAACAUAACCAUUACCCUUCUCCGAUCCACGAUACCGAUACCGACGAGGACAAGGAAAAUAUCCCACUUAUUUUCA
Messenger RNA from Drosophila gunungcola (fruit fly), 888 nucleotides. RefSeq lists its product as uncharacterized. The record is from RefSeq and is a predicted model, not a curated record. Lineage: Eukaryota; Metazoa; Arthropoda; Insecta; Diptera; Drosophilidae. Bases 128 to 757 code for a protein of 209 amino acids. The transcript is spliced from 2 exons.